Molecule: messenger RNA, 3974 nt
Organism: Etheostoma spectabile (orangethroat darter)
Lineage: Eukaryota; Metazoa; Chordata; Actinopteri; Perciformes; Percidae
Gene: frmd4bb
Product: FERM domain containing 4Bb
Exons: 23
Coding region: 215-3319 (1034 amino acids)
Biological process (GO): establishment of epithelial cell polarity
Cellular component (GO): bicellular tight junction; cytoskeleton; adherens junction
Source: RefSeq, a predicted model, not a curated record
AUAAUAGCCGGCGGGUGAAGGCGUGGUGAGUGUGGCUCAAUACGAGGCGAGUGUGCGCGCCACAGUAGGACCGGAGGAUGAACAUGGACCGCGGCUACACAGCGGCUCCCCUCCCUGGAAAAAGCAGCUGGGGAGAAAGCUGAACUGGAGGUGAUCAUUAUGCCGGGGAAGCUACAACUUAUCGAUACGUAAACCGGAUAAAGGGAGUGCAAAGAUGACCGAGGGCAGACUGUGCCAAGUGCAGCUGCUGGAUGACAGGAAGCUGGAGCUGCUGGUUCAGCCUAAGCUGCUGUCGUACGAACUCCUCGACUUGGUUUCCUCCCACUUCAACCUCAAAGAGAAGGAAUUCUUUGGACUUGCAUUUUAUGAUGACAAUGGUCAACGUAAGUGGUUGCAGAUGGACCGCAGGGUUCUUGAGCACGACUUUUCGAAGAAGCCCGGGCCCAUUGCCCUCAACUUCCUGGUCAGGUUUUAUGUAGAAAACAUAACACAGCUUAAGGAUAUCAUAACGGUGGAGUUAUUCUUCCUGAAUGCAAAAUCUGCUGUCUACAAUGGGAUUAUAGAAGUGGAAAGUGAGAACGUCUUCAAAUUAGCUGCCAAUGCUUUGCAGGAGGCAAAGGGAGACUACACAAGUGAUGAAAACACUAGAGGAGAGUUGAAGAAACUACCAGCUCUUCCCACCAAAGUACUCAAGGAACACCCAUCACUUGCAUACUGUGAGGAUCGAGUAAUCGAACAUUACAAACCGCUGAAAGGAGUCUCCCGAGGACAGGCCAUUGUGCAGUAUUUGACGUUAGUGGAAUCCUUGCCCACGUAUGGCGUGCAUUAUUAUGAAGUAAAGGAUAAACAAGGGAUCCCGUGGUGGCUCGGAAUCAGCUAUAAGGGCAUCGGCCAGUAUGACCUGCAGGACAAAUUAAAACCUCGAAAGCUUUAUCAGUGGAAGCAACUGGAGAACUUGUACUUCCGAGAGAAGAAAUUUGCUGUUGAAGUAAAUGAUCCACACAGGAGAGCAGUAACCAAGCGGACCUUUGGGCAGACGGGCCUACUCAUCCACACAUGGUAUGCCAGCCAUUCUCUGAUCAAAACCAUUUGGGUCAUGGCUAUUAGCCAGCACCAGUUCUACUUAGACAGAAAGCAAACCAAAACUAAAUUAGGAAUAGCAAGAAGUGUGGAGGAAAUUGCUAUGGAUCUCACAGAGCACGGAGGUGCAAAAAUACACAGACUGGGAGACACAGGCCUGAAGAAUAACUUCAUCACUGCCAGCAAUGGGAGCCUGGUGUCUACAGGUUCAGCAGACUCUGAAAUGAGUGAAGAGCAGAAGAAAGAGAAACUCUCUGAGCUGAGGAAAAAAGAGCAGGAGAUCCAAGAUAUUUUGGCUAAGAAAACAAAAGAACUGAAGAAGAUUUGCCUGAGAGAGGCGGAGCUAACUGGCAAGCUGCCGAAAGAAUAUCCCCUCUCUUCAGGUGAAAGGCCGCCGCAUGUCAGACGGCGAGUUGGCACUGCUUUCAAGUUAGAUGACCUUUUCCCCUACAAUGAGGAUCCCUUCCUGAGGAACCUGGAGAGCAGAUUUGCCCUGCAGCGAAAGAUUGUGGAGGCGGCUAAGAAGCUCGCAAAUGAGUCAGAACUGUGCAAAACCGUGAAAAAGAAAAGAAGGAGAAACUGUUUGGAUGCCAUGCAAAAACUCCAGCAGAUAGAGGAUGAGAUGAACCAGUAUAGAAUCAAGAAGGGGAAAACGCCCACACAGCGAGCCUCAGUAAUUAUUGCAGAUGAACUCAUCCGUUCAGACUGUAGCUCGCUGUCUAGUCUCCCUCUGGAUGAUGAUGACUCAGACGGUGUCAGUCAGAGGCCACGGUCACGGUCGGUCCAAGGUUCCCCUCAGCUCAGUCCGAUGAGAUCGCUGGGAGCAGAAUAUGAUGUGGAAAGACGAAAGGGAUCUCCGAGGGAAAAUCACCAAAACAAGAACCACAGCAGAUUAGCUUUUGAAGGCCAGGAUGCUUCCCACUACUACCAGAGUGCAAGAGAACCGUCCUCCAGCCACAGUAGUCCUUAUAAAACCCUUCCCAGACCUCCUAGAGAUCCACACUGCAUGCCUCCCACCCCGGUUAUGACCCGCAAUGCCUACAGCAGCAGCCAGCUCAGGUCGGAGGGGUCUCCUCAUAGCUUCAGGCAUCGCAGCGGGAGUCUGGAGUCGCAGCCCCAGCCAAGAAAAGAUACAGACUCCGAGAAGCCUGUCUUUAUGUUGUCACCAGCCCACCGCAGCAACAGCACAGAGGUGUUAGAGGAUUGCUCGUCCUAUACCAGCCAGUCCAGUCUGGACUACUGCGGGGCGGCCAACUCCCACUACAGUACACUGGACUCCCGAACCUCAACCAUGCAUCGUCUUCACAGGAAGGUGGAAGUGUAUGGAAAUACUGGGAGUAUGCCCAACUUGGUCCAGCACCAUUCUGGUUGUAGUUAUUCAUGUGAGACCUCACCACACUAUGCACCCAGUGCCUACUACGUCGACGGCUACCCUUGCCCGGACAUGGAGCCUUACUCCAACGGUGCCUACGUGUAUGAGAAUGAAGUAGAAGGCCACUACAACGUCAACCCUUCCUACCAAAUAAAUGGGUAUCAUGGACAUGACAGAUUCAGGAAUUACAGCAGUGACCGGGCAGAUAGUCUUUCCCAGAAUCCCUACGCAACAGUGAGGCCGCCGCGGAACAGAGAGGGGCCCAGGAAUGAGCUGUUGGCCAAGAAUAUGCAGAAGGCCCUGGUGGCGGAGCAUCUAAAAGGCUGGUACCACCGAAGCAGGGGCCCCAGGGAGGGAGGUAGGGGGAUGCUGGCUGGAUAUGACUUCGACAGCGGCUCUCAGCUCAGCCUGGGCUACCAGACCAUGCCAGCAGCCUUCAGCCACUCCAGCAGAACCACUUCUUUUUCAUCAGUGUCCUCGGUGGAAAGCACAGGUAACUGGCGCAACCAGCUGGCAGUGGGCCUGACCGAGUACGAUACACCCGACACACCUCAGUACCCACACCCCGGGGUGCCUGCUUCUCCUUACAACCGCAGUCCCUCACACAGCAGAUUUACCCGGGUGGAAAAACUGAGCUCCGCUGAAAAGGCCAAAAACCCCCUUUGGCACAAAAAAAAGCCCAUGGGAAAAGCACGACGGGGGGGUGAAGUUAAAACACACAUAGGCUGUACACAAACAUUUGUUGCUGCCACAACCCUGUCUUGGGAGAUGUCCUGUCUGUUAAUUGUUUUUUUUUGGCAAAGUCUAUGUGUACGCUGUCCUCAUGUUAAAGUAACCUCUGAAUACAGUGAUGACACUCUUGAAUGACUUUCCCAUGUGCCUUGGAUUGGAAGAAUUGUACAGGCAGAUGAGAAUGUGUCAAGGAACUUUAAGAUGUUGCACACCCACACUGGAUUCAAACCCUUUUGUGUUUUAAAGAUUAAUAAUGAGGAAAAAGGAGGUGUUUUUACUGAAAUCCAACUCUGUGUAUUUUAGCAGGAACUAGCUACUGCCUUAUACAAAACAGUAGGUUAGAGAAUAAAAAUGUUUUUCACCACUUUCAUCCCAGUAAAUAUAUAAAACAUCCAAAUUGAAAACAAAGCUUGAACAUGUUCACAGUGUGAAAGUACAAGAACUGAAUUGAUCAAUCAUUAGAGCAGACUGUGUAUUUGAUGACUAUCCAUUUCUUCCAUUCGUUAAACUUUUAUUCAAAAUGUGUUCUGUCAAUAUUGUUUAUAGAAUCAUUUGUAUUUGUCGGUGGCGUAAUGUGUUUUAAAUUGCAUGGUAAGAAUAUCCUUUUUUUUUAUAACUUCUUUUUAUAUUAACAGAAGACCACUGCCGUAAAAAAAAUAACAUUUGAGUAUCAUUGUUUGUUUUCUCACACAUCUGUACAGUCAUGUGACGUUAUAUGUUGUUAGAUGUUGUCAUAAAAUAUUUUCCACUGGGAACCAGGAUGUGAAUAAAUACAUGUGUGACACAUAGA